AAAAAAAUUCUAUCGGCUGCUUAAAAGAAUCAAUUAAUUUUCUUGAGUGAGACAAAAUCUUCCCCUUUAUUAAUCAAAAUCAAAAUCAAAGAAAUAGAAAAGAAAUGGUGCUGUGGGAGAUCACAUUAGGAACCGCCUAUUUCCUAGGCCUCAAACGCACUUACAAACUCGCUCUCAGGAUUCAACGCCGCCUUGUUUCUCCUCGGCACCCUAAGAUCCGCGAUUUUCUUCAGAGACGAACACGUGCUAUUUUUGAUGCUGCACUCACGGUUCACCAAAAUGUACAACAGAGAGACAUAGAAGUCGGUAGGAAUCUCGGUAACUGGAUUUUGCGUUGGCUGGACCGGAUGAAACCUUCUGCUCAGAUCCGUGGUACCUUACCACAUCCGAGCUCAGAUAUGAAAAUAACAAAGCAGACAAGCAGCUCUUCCCACCUUAAAACUCCUGGGAACAUCCAGAAAUCCAGAAACCAGGAUUCAGGUAGGCAUCUUUUCACUGCAUCAAGAAUUAUGUGGUCUAAGCCUCUUCCUACAAUUGCAAUGUUUAUGCGGCCAACGAGACCUGUUGGAAACGGGAGUGCUACCCAGUACAGAUAUUUGUCCAUCAGAGGUCCUGAAAUGGCAAGUAGAAACUAUAGUGAUGUAAAUGCAAUGCGUUUUGACGGAGUUAUUAGGAAGGACAUAAUGCAGUACCUGCUGCACUACUGAUAUCAGAAGAUACUUCUUUUUUGGGCUCGGUUUGGAUUUUUGUUAUCAGCCGUGUCCUUCAAUGUUGUUUUGUUUUGUGUUAUCUAUCCUUAGUAAAGGUUUAUUAGGAUUGAAAUAAAAGGUCCCAUGAUACAGGAGCUGAUUCACUUUAACUACUCUCCCAUUUCUAGUUCUGCACCGAGCCGGUGGAGAGGCCAAUAAUCCUGGAAUCCUUGAGGUACUGAAUUCUUUAGUCCAUGUUACUUACUGUCAAUAUCUGGGUGUUGAACUAUUAAAAAAUCUGCAUAUGUAGAAGGGUUCUAAAACUUGUUGUUGAGUAUUUAACCUUAGUGGUAAUGUGGAUGCCAAAUCCCUUAAUCAUAUCAACUUUGCAUUUCGAGUUAUAGAGGCAACUCAUUUUUAGGCCAAACCUCUCCAUCUCUCAGGUCUAGUCACUCUCAAUUUUCUCUCCUUAGUUGAUACGAUUUCUUUAGCAGUUAUUAAGAUUGUAUUAUAACUCUACUCCAUUUUUGGUCAAAUCAUAGUAGUGUGUAUGCUCUAUGUCAUGUACUCGCCAAAGAACUAAUUCAUCGGAACAGUCCCUCCUAUAAAACAAGUUUUUUCGAUGUGUAUAACAAUCAGCUUGAAGGCCAGUGUCUGCUAUUUCUUUCGGUACAUCUUCUUGUAACUUCGUGCAAGAAUUGUAUGGCAAUUUCUUACAAGAAUACAGAGUUUGAGCCAUUUGCUAGCCCUGCUCAUCUUCGGCGCCCUGGCCGAUCAGUGGAUUGAUCAAAGAGUUUUGCACGGAGUUUAGUUGCUUCUCGUUUACUUAAGCAGUUCGAUUCUUAUAUGUUUAGUUCAUAAAAGCAGCCUAAGCAGGGAGGGGAAAGGCAGGCUGAUCGGGUAGUCGCUGGCGGUGGAAAUGUUGGCGGAAAUUAAGGGAUCGGAGGGAAUUCUGGGAGUAGCAACAACAGAACAUGAGGUGGAUUUUCAUUGGAAAUAGAGGGGAUUGGUUACAUUAGUGGCUUAAAAAAUCUGUUCACGGGCAUUAGCAGAGACAAUAGCUGGCUGGAGUCUGAACAAAUAUAUAAAGAUGCAAGAAAUUGGAAUACUUUGUACUAUUAGAUUUUAUAAACUAAUUUUUGCAAUCAUCCUUUAUUAAUAACCGUUUCUUGUUUA
Messenger RNA from Mercurialis annua (annual mercury), 1865 nucleotides. RefSeq lists its product as uncharacterized. The transcript is spliced from 2 exons. Bases 105 to 707 code for a protein of 200 amino acids. The record is from RefSeq and is a predicted model, not a curated record. Lineage: Eukaryota; Viridiplantae; Streptophyta; Magnoliopsida; Malpighiales; Euphorbiaceae.